AUGAAUAGAUCUAUUCUUCAGAUCAGGGGUUUUAUAAGAACCUACAAGAAAAGGUUUUAUAGCAACAAACCUGAUGGUUUGAAUGAAAAUGCUCCAAUAAAAUUUACUACUAGUGCCGCUUCUAAGUCUAGGAUAAUGCCCAUUGUUAAUAAACAUAACUUGAAAAUGCCCUGGUAUCAGCCAUACAGUGUGGUAGGCAGUGUUGCUGUAUUUCUACUUUAUUUUUGUGUAUUUAGAGAAGAAAGUGACAUAGAUUCAGAGUUUGAAAAAACUUUAUAUGAUAGAGUACAUGGACUAGAAAAACAGCAAUUAUUACUUAGUUACCGCUUUAACAAAGAAAAUGGAAAAAGUGUAGUAGAAAUUGAACAACGUCUUAAGGAAAUUGAAGAAAAAGAAAAAAGUCUAGCCAUUGCUUAG
Pieris macdunnoughi is the source of this 417-nucleotide messenger RNA. NCBI's taxonomy places the organism in Eukaryota, Metazoa, Arthropoda, Insecta, Lepidoptera, Pieridae. The record is from the annotation of a GenBank genome assembly.